AUGUGUUGUAAACAAAACAUUCCAUUUUUUGUUCCUACCGGGCCCGUGAACGGUGGAGAAUCAACUAAGUCUCGCUUUUGGGCCUUGGGUGUCAGUUUUGACACAACAGUUUUGCCAAAACAUAUCUUUGAUACACACUGGUGCAUUGUUCUUGAAACACCCGUUUGUCUUAUAACCGAAUUUCUUGAAAUUAGUUUUAUAAAUUAUAUCUUGGAUACGAUUCACAUUAUUGAGUUUUUCAGGGUCACUGUGCGUUUAGGCGAUUUGAACUUAGAUCCUAAUGUAACUGAUGGAUCUGAACCAAUAGAUAUUCCAAUUUCACAAAUCAUGGUACAUGAACAAUAUAACGAAAAACAAUCAUACAUAAAUGAUAUUGCAUUAUUAAAAUUAGAAAAAAGUGUUAUAUUCAAUGAGCUCAUUCAACCCAUCUGUUUGCCAGUCUUAUCUCAUCAUAGAUCAAACAAGUUAUUAGACUCUGCACCGUUUGUUGCUGGAUGGGGUUCCGAAUCACUUAAGGGACCGCUGUCUUCUGUCUUAAUGGAAAUUCAAGUGCCCGUGAUAGAUAAUGCAGAAUGUAAACGAGCAUAUUAUUACAGCAAAAAAAUCAUUAUCGACGAUAGGAUAAUAUGCGCUGGAUCGGGCGAAAAAGACGCUUGUCAUGGAGAUUCUGGAAGUCCGUUGAUGUGGCCAAGUGGUAGUCAAUAUUAUUUGGUGGGUGUUGUGUCCGCCGGAUUUAACUGCGGUGUACCAGAAUAUCCAGGUGUAUAUACUAGGGUGUCAUAUUUUGUCGACUGGAUUGUAGAUAAAAUGAAUAACAGUUAA
Macrosiphum euphorbiae (potato aphid) is the source of this 822-nucleotide messenger RNA. The record is from the annotation of a GenBank genome assembly. NCBI's taxonomy places the organism in Eukaryota, Metazoa, Arthropoda, Insecta, Hemiptera, Aphididae.